Messenger RNA from Lodderomyces theae, 2844 nucleotides. RefSeq lists its product as uncharacterized. The record is from RefSeq and is a predicted model, not a curated record. Gene Ontology annotation, molecular function: oligopeptide transmembrane transporter activity. Bases 1 to 2844 code for a protein of 947 amino acids. The transcript has a single exon. Gene Ontology annotation, biological process: transmembrane transport. Lineage: Eukaryota; Fungi; Ascomycota; Pichiomycetes; Serinales; Debaryomycetaceae.
AUGACUCUGAAUAAUCAAGAUAAUAUUCAAGUCACCAGUGUGUUGAGUCACACAAAUUUGGAAAGUCACGAGGUAAACCUUCAGGCUUUGACUUCUCAUCCAAUGUCACUUGGAGAAGUUGGAACAUCAUUGACAAAUGCUCAGAAGGACUUUGUUUUGCACAGGUUGCAUUUCGAUGCUUUGGAAUCUUUUGAUGACUUGCCCCCACAGGCAACAUUUAUCUUUGAGAAAAUUGAGGAAAUGCCAACAGAGGAGGCAGUUGAGAUAUUGAAAGAAGCUAUCAAGGAACAUGAAAACGAUGUGAACAUCAUGGAGCCAGACAUUAAGUUGUGGAAGGAGUUGGUCAAUUAUUAUGAACCCAAGAGCGAAGUAAAGGAUAAGUUGGGAAAGGUCUUUGAACACAAAUCUCAAAUGACUGAAUCUUUUGGUGAUAGAGAAACUGAAAAGUCGCACGGGUUUGCAAGCAAGAUGGGAUCCAUCAUUCACUCGAUUAAGAGAGUCUCAGAUCUAGAGGAUAAAAGCUCAUUUACAUCUGAGAAACAAGGCUCAUCUUCCUUAAGUGAUGCUGAUGAACAUAAGGUGGACUAUUACAAAAUGGUGGACAGGGAUUUACAAUUGAGAUUGGAAGCUGUUAUUGUUGCAUAUUGGUCCCCAUACCCACAAGUUAGAGCCAUCACCGACCCCUUUGACGAUCCAACCAUCCCUGUGGAAACUUUGAGAGUCUACAUAAUUUCUUUGAUCUGGGUCGGGUUGGGUGCUGUAAUCAACCAAUUUUUUGUUGAAAGAUAUCCAGCAAUCAGUCUUAGUCUGUCUGUUGUGCAAGUGUUUUUGUAUCCAAGUGGAAAAAUUUUGGAAUGGAUUUUGCCAAAGUGGAAGUUUAAAGUUUUGGGUUUGGAGAUUGACUUGAACCCAGGUCCGUACACGUACAAAGAGCAAAUGUUGGCAACCAUUACUUGUGGUGUAUCCUCUGGUACAUCCUACGUCUCAACAAAUAUCUUGAUGCAGAAAUCUGAUAUAUUUUACGGCAACAAUUGGGUUGAUUUUGGCUACCAGAUCUUGCUCACGUUGUCCACCCAAUAUAUGGGAUUCUCGUUGUGUGGGUUGCUUAGAUCAUUUGCUGUCUAUCCGGUUAAGGCAGUGUGGCCAACGUUUUUGCCAACAUUGAGAUUGAAUAAGAUUUUGACGUCUCCAGAGAAAAAGACAAACAUCAACGGCUGGACAAUAUCGGGUUACAAUUUGUUCUUUAUUGUUGCUGCUGUGUCAUUCAUCUACUUCUGGGUUCCUGAUUACUUGUUCACAUCAAUCUCACAAUUCAAUUGGAUGACAUGGAUCAAACCGGACAACUUUAAUCUCGCUCUUGCUACUGGUUCCUAUGGUGGACUUGGUGUCAACCCAAUCCCCUCCUUGGACUUUAACGUUAUUGGCACAGAUGGUUUUUACUAUCCAUUUUAUUCUACUGUCAUUGGAUAUGCUGGUUUGGUUGUCUCGAUGUUUGCGGUGAUUGGUGUUUAUUACAGUAACACCUCUUGGACCAGCUAUUUGCCUAUCAACUCCCAAUAUUUAUAUUCCAAUACGGGUGAGUUGUACGAUGUGAAAUCUUUAGUUAAUGAAAAAAGUUUGUUUGAUGACAAAAAGUAUCAAGAGAUUGGUCCACCAUUCUAUUCUGCUGGUAAUUUGGUGGUAUAUGGCGCAUUUUUUGCAUUGUACCCAUUUCACUUUGUCUAUGAACUUGGAACCCAAUGGAGGCCAAUGUAUGAAGCUACAGUCUCAGUUUUGAAAGGCUUCAGAAACUUUAAAAGAUCUGUUUACGAAGGUUUGACCGACCCGCACUCAGUGAUGAUGAAAGCUUAUCCAGAGGUUCCUGAGUGGGCUUAUACUAUCAUUUUGGUGAUUUCGUUGGUAUUGGCCAUUUUGUGUGUGAAGUUGUAUCCUGCCGAAACUCCAGUUUGGGGUAUCUUUUUUGCGUUGGGUAUCAAUUUCUUGUUUUUGAUUCCAUUAACCACAGUUGCUUCGAGAACCGGCUUCAGUUUUGGAUUGAAUGUGUUGGUUGAGUUGAUUGUCGGGUAUGCAAUUCCAGGUAAUGGUCUCGCGUUGUCCUUCAUAAAAGCCUUGGGAUAUAAUAUUGACGGACAAGCAAACAAUUUCGUGAAUGACUUGAAGAUGGGACACUAUGCAAAAGUUCCACCUCGUGCAAUGUUCAGAACUCAGUUAUUGUCGGUGUUGGUGACCGCUUUUAUUCAAUUAGGUAUUUUGAAUUACCAAAUCACUGGUAUCAAAGACUAUUGUGAUCCAGAAAACAAGCAAAAGUUCUUCUGUUACGGCACAAACACAUUCUACAACGCAUCAAUUUUGUGGGGUGUCAUUGGUCCAAAAAGAGUCUUUGGCGGUUUGUAUCCAGUGUUGAAAUAUUGUUUCCUUAUUGGGUUCCUCGCUGGUUUAGUUUGUGUGGUGAUAAAGAGAUUAGCUCCUAGAAAGUAUACCAAGUACUUCGAACCUGCUAUUUUCUUGGGAGGAUUUAUUGGAUGGGCCCCUUCCAACUUGUCGUACAGCACUGGUGGCUUGUAUUUGGGUUAUGCAAUGAUGCACUAUGUUAAAAGAAAGUACGAAGCUUGGUGGCAGAAAUACUGUUAUCUUUUUGGUACUGGUAUUGAAGCUGGUAUCGCCUUCUCUUCAAUCAUCAUCUAUUUUGCUGUUCAAUACCACGAGGUGGACAUUAAUUGGUGGGGUAAUAGCGUAUCUUACAGUGGAUUAGACUACCAAAUGAGGCAAUACGGAUCAAGAUUAAAUGCUACUACAGAUGCUCCUGAUGGGUAUUUUGGACCAAGAAAGGGUCAUUUUCCAUGA